This is a messenger RNA of Dermacentor silvarum, 1888 nucleotides long. Its product is annotated as sulfotransferase ssu-1-like. Gene Ontology annotation, cellular component: cytoplasm. The record is from RefSeq and is a predicted model, not a curated record. Gene Ontology annotation, biological process: sulfation. The transcript is spliced from 3 exons. NCBI's taxonomy places the organism in Eukaryota, Metazoa, Arthropoda, Arachnida, Ixodida, Ixodidae. Bases 91 to 1062 code for a protein of 323 amino acids. Gene Ontology annotation, molecular function: sulfotransferase activity.
CCUCCCCAAAGACGAAGGAACUGGUUGUCACGCAAGCGCGCAGCCUUCGACCCGGUGGCAUAGAGCCCACUGCAGCGUCGCGUACUCAUCAUGGCGGCAACGGCGGCGUCGUCGUCGAAGUCUCCCAAACGCACCAAGUCGUUCUUUGUCGACGUCCAAGGCGUCCUCGCGCCGUGGAACUCCAACGUGAGCGACGUGCUCUUCGCCAUGAUGUACCGGCCUUACCCUGGAGACGUGUUCAUCAACUGCUACCCAUGCUCGGGCGGCACCUGGCUCAGUAUGUUGCUCUACGCGCUCAACCACGGCGGCCGCCGACCUGUGGACUAUACGGCGCUCUCGCGGGACGUGCUCUUCCUCGAACGCAUGGGCCGCAAGGUGGAAGACACGGCACCGCCCCGCAGGCUGAAGAGCCACCUGCCGGCGAAGAAGCUGCGGCUUAGUCAGGCGGCCAAGUACGUGUACGUGGUGCGCGACUACCGCGACUGCUGCGUUUCAUUGUACGAGCAGAUGACGACAAGGGCGCUCGACUACCGGUUCGCGGGCGUCACCUUCGAGGACUACUUGGAGCGCUUCGUCGCAGGCGCGGUGGAGGACAACGACUACUUCGACCACGUCAACUCCUGGUGGGAGCACCGCAGUAGCCCCAACUACUUCUUCGUCCUGCUCGAGAAUCUCAAGAAGGACUUUGAACACGUUGUGAAAGACCUUGGCGAAUUCCUAGGCGGCCCCGCCGAGCGAUUGGUGCGCGACGACCGCCGGCUGAAAGAACUGCACCGGUUGUGCACUUACGACUGCUCCCUCAAUACACCAUCCAAGGGUGCAUCACUGUCACCGCCGCCACCCGAAUACCUCCGCGACGGCCGGUGCUACAUCAACUGCCUGAACUGCAGCAACCGCUGGGAGGCCGCACUCAGCGAAGAGCAAGCCACGAGGCUCGUGCAGUGCUUCGCCGAACGAACCAAGGGAACGCCACUCGAAGACCUCUUGGGCACGCUGGGACAGAGCAACGCGCAGAACGUCGCCGCCUGCAACCUCGAAACCGUAUUACGUAAUGAUAAUUAACGCGUGUUUAAUAAUAAUUAGGAUUGGUUUCGACGACAUCCUCCAUGGUUGUGGUCAUCUCAAGUAGGUCAAGAUAGGGACCCGAGGAAUUCCAGGAGGGCAGAGCAGUCCGUUCAAAUACGUCGCUGGGAGCCAUGCGUGUUCCCCAGCGAAAGCUGCGAGCAAGAUCCUGCGCUCGGUGCGUCAAAUUCGGCUCCCAAACGCUAGUGCUGUUUGCAUACUCGUCGGUGGACCCUACCAGAUGAAAUGCAGCAAGAGAAUCAAACAGACCAUCCCCUACGGCCAAACAUGUGUUGGGUUUCUGUUUAGAUCAUGUUCUGAUGCAUUCAAUAGCGCCUGUUAUCUCUCCGUGUAUGUAAUGAAAAUUGCAUUGUGCAAAGCUAUCAUAUGACGAGGUAUGUCAAUACUGAUUGAGGGCUGUGUUUUGUAACGAUCUAUUUCAUUUUCUACUAUUUUCGCUAUCAGUUAAUGAUUCGGUCGCCAGCGCGUUGCCGUUAUCUCCGGGAUCGGCCUCAUAUUAUCAGAACUGAAAUUGAAAAGGAUACUUACUAAAUACGGCCCCUGAUGUUUUCAGUGUGUGCAUAGUGCUGUACAUAAACUAUGCACGCCUAGUCAUCACCAUUCAUCCGAAAUGUGCAUGGUGCAACAUCGGCCCUAAGCGUCACUGGCCAAUCUUGCCGAAGUCGGUCCGAAGUCAGCUGUCAUGAGAGACCGAAGUUUCGACAUUUACAGUGACUUAACAUGGGUGAACGUAUACCACCACCAAUCAUGUUGGUUGGUGCAUGUGGUAUACCACCCAUCGACCAUGUUGGCCUACCUGGUUAGC